Messenger RNA from Vicia villosa (hairy vetch), 420 nucleotides. RefSeq lists its product as uncharacterized. The transcript has 2 exons. Bases 12 to 380 code for a protein of 122 amino acids. Lineage: Eukaryota; Viridiplantae; Streptophyta; Magnoliopsida; Fabales; Fabaceae. The record is from RefSeq and is a predicted model, not a curated record.
UAACAUACUAGAUGAGCGUAAACGCUACAUACUUGGUUUGGCCGGAAAAAGAUAUAGAGGGUGGAAAGCUUUUUUUAACAAACACCUAUCUUAAGGAUAAAGAAGGAAACUUUCUUGAAGAGGCACCGAGACGUCCAAAAAAAUAUGAGCUCUUCAUUAAAGAAGAAGAUUGGGUUGAGUUUGUAAAUCAAAGAGAUGAAGCUUUCCGGAAAAGGAGUGCCACAAAUAGGGCGAGAGCAUCAAAACCCGCGUAUCCAUACAAAAAAGGGCGUUUGGGAUAUGCACGCUUAGAGGAAAAAAUUUUAGAGGAGACGAAAAGUGAGGAAACCUCACUUCCAGUACAUGUGUUGUGGAAGGAAGCUCGUGUGGGCAAGAAUUGAGCUAUUGAUCCCGAUGUUCAAAAAGUUUAUGAUGAAUGUG